This is a messenger RNA of Wyeomyia smithii (pitcher-plant mosquito), 6660 nucleotides long. RefSeq names its product myosin-2 heavy chain (gene Golgin245). Lineage: Eukaryota; Metazoa; Arthropoda; Insecta; Diptera; Culicidae. Bases 197 to 4843 code for a protein of 1548 amino acids. The record is from RefSeq and is a predicted model, not a curated record. Gene Ontology annotation, cellular component: Golgi apparatus. The transcript is spliced from 7 exons. Gene Ontology annotation, biological process: Golgi vesicle transport. Gene Ontology annotation, molecular function: small GTPase binding.
CUGUCACUUUUGCGAAAUGAAAAUUUUCUUACACGUAGUUUUUUUGUCUUGAAAUCAGAAUUCCAUCUGUGCAAGUAAUUUUGUGUGCAAUUUCUCCUAAUUGUGUCCAGUUUUACGUAGCGAACAGAUUUUAAAAUAAAGUACCAUCAAAAGGAACAAUGUCUGCGUGAAAAGUGACCUAUUUACAGAAGUGGAUAUGUUCCGAAAGCUAAAGGAAAAGAUCACCGAAGAGGUGAAACAAUCGCCUCAAAGACUGGAGCAACUUUCCAAAGGAUUGCAGGCAGCAGUCAGUUCCGCAUCCUCGACCACCUCUGAAAUAUCUGGGAGUGAAAACUUCUUUAGCAUUACAGAAGAUGAAACACCUCAAAAUUCUCCGUUGCGCCAAUCGCAAGUUUUGAACAGUAGCAAUAGCACCAGCACCCCCGUUCAGCAGAAUCAGCUGAACAAUAACUCCUUGGGUAAUAGCAGUGCGUCGUCUAGCUCGACGCCUAGUGCUGCCAACAAUAGUAGCAGCAACAACAACAACGACAGUAUCGUUAGCAACAAUAUCAGCAACAGUUCGUUUCUUUCUAACAUCACCGCUGGAAGUGCAGCUCACAACAAUGGCGUUUUGCCCACCGUAAACCGCAUUCGUCGCUUGUCAAAUUCAUCCAUGGCUAGUGACGUCUCGUUUCGGUUACCUGCCUAUGAAUCUCCGGCGAUCUACCAUUUGGAGACCGAUAUCGACGUGUCGGCCAGCGAAACGGAGUCGGUGUCGGGCGCAUCGUCCGCGACCAAUGGCCAGUUGGAUUUGGUGAGUAAGGAUAAGCUAUUCCAAGCGUACAAAAAAGCACUGGAUCGCUACCAGAAAUAUCGAGAACGGUACACCGAACUGGCACGACGUUAUCGUGAGCUGGAAAAGGAUAACACCAAAGCCCGAUCGGUGCUGGUAGAAACACAAGACAAAGCGCUGCGGCGAAUAAGCGAAUUGCGGGAGCAAUGCUCACUAGAACAGCAAGCCAAAGCACAUCUGGAUGGAGCUCUGCGGAUGGAGAUUGACGAAUUGCAAUGUGUUGUGAAAACAUUGAAAACGAAACUUGAAGCCGUUGGUGAUCGACCGGAUGGAACAAGUGUGAAAAGCGAAGAACAAGACUUGAUUACACUAGCUGGUGACGACGUUGGUGAAAACCUCGAGCAACGGAUUUCAGUAUUGGAAAGUAAACUAGCGGAGCAGUUGAAAGUUAAAGAAACCUUAGAAACAGAAAUUACUUUGUUUAAGCAACGAGAAGAAGAGCAAGCAUUAACUGUGGCCGAAAAUAAAAUGGCAAUACAUUCGGAAUUGGAGAGUAAAGAAUCUGAGGUUCGCAGGCUUAAAGAACAAUUGCAAAACAUUGAGAAAAACAUGAAACAAUCUCUGUCCGAUAAAGAUAAUCUGGGCAAGGAGAUAAGUGAGAUGCGAAAUAAGUUAGCGACAGCGGAAAAAGCAGCAGCGAGAGUGAAAGACCUUGAAAGCACAGUUACCUCCUGCAAUGAUCAAAAAAACAAACUCGAAUCUAAAUUUGUAGAAUUCGAACGUAAAAUACUUGAAUUAGAGAAAGAAAAAAAUCGAUGGAAAAAUGCUUGCGUUAAUUUUGAACAAGAAAGAGACGAACUGUCGCGAAAGUUAUCAGAGAUGGAGGCAAAUUUGACUACAGCGGUCACUGAAAAAGAGAAUUCUUUUAAAAAGCUUCAAGAACUAGAAGAUUUGGCCAAAAGCGUCGAUUCCACUGCUGAGAUCGAUACUUUAAAGCAGCAGAUCGGGGAUUUAACGACUAGUAGAGAGGAACUGCAACAAACUGUUCAAAAAACGAUGGAUAGUCUUCGUAAGAAACAAGAGGAAUAUGACAAUGUAACAAAAGGAACCACUGAGAAGAUAGAAUCCUUACAGAAUAGUUUACUGGAAAAGGAAGCUUCCAUCGAACGAUUACAAAAGCAGCUGACACAGCAGGAAUCAGCUUACCAAGAAGCUAGUGCAAAUCUUAUUGCUGCUCGAGAAGAGCUAGAGGUGAAAGAACAGCAGAUAACCGAACAAGAUAAUGAAAUAGAUCGCCUUGAGGAAGUGAACAAACUUUUGAACUCCCAAAAAGAAACUGACCACAGUGAUCGUGCUACCAUAGAAGCACAACUGAGAGAGGUUUUCGACCAAAAUAAUCAUCUCACGUUAGAGCUGCAAAAGUUCAAGGAUAAGCUGGAAAAGGUUAAUGAAAAAUUCAAAAAAAUGACAGAAGAAAAGGGUAGUUUGAAAUCUCAGAACGAGCAGCUGCUUGGUGAUAUCAAGAGUUGCAAGCAGGAGAUGAAUGGUUUACUGCAGCAGAAAGCUUCCCUCACUGAAGAAAUUCGCAAUUUGAAAAUUAUCAAUGAAAACUCCGAGUCGGAAGCACUUCGCUCCUUGCAGGAAUCGAUGCGAGUGAGUCUAGCGCAGGCAGAAGAGCGUUUGUUGGAAACGACAAGGGAUCUCAACCAUGUCAUAAAGUUGAAAUCAGACGAAAAUAGACGCAUUUUGGAAGAAAAGGAAGAGUUGAUGGAAAAAUUAGACGGUGUUCAAAAAGAGAAAGAAGAUUUUGCAGCAGAGGCUGCGACUUUGAAAUCUAAAGUGGAAUCACUGCGUAAUGAGAAGAAAGAUCUAGAAAAGACCCUUGAGCGGGAAAUUCGCGAGAAAACAGAACUCAAGGCGCAAGUAACCAAUAUUCUGCAGGAAAUUGGUCGCCUGGAGGAGCAAUUGAAGGAAGUGAAGAAUUCCCAUUCUGUUAUUUUGGACGAGAAGCAAACCUUAGAGGACAAAAUUGAACGGUUGCAGCGUCAACACACAGAAACGAAGGGCAAGGCGGACAAGGAAACUUCUCACAAGUGGCAGACGAAGAUAAAGGAAAGCGAGAGUAAACUACAGAAGGUGGAAUGUGAAAACUCGCAACUUGCGGAAAAGAACUGCCUACUAGAGGAAAGCAAUCGUCGAACUGCGGAAGAGAUUAAGAAACUGCAAACCGCGUUACAAGAGGCUGAAACUGCUGCCAAGCAUGAGAAGAAAAAAGUGAAGGAAAUGACGGCUCACUGUGAAGAAUGGAAAAAGAAAUGCCAAGAGUUGGAGGAAAAGGUUAAAACAACCAGCGAUCAGCUGAAUCAAUGUGCGGGAGAUCAUGCAAAGUUAUUCAAUGAAAAAGAACUGUUAGAUCAUCAGCAUCGCUCGUUGCAAGAUGAGCUAGAGGCGAAGGAAAAGGAAAAGUUAUGUGUGCUGGAUAGCAACAAAUGUUUGCUUGAAGAGCUAUCUCGAGUAAAGCAGUCCUCGGAGGAAUUGGAACGAGAGAAACAAACGCUAGCUGGGGAGUGUGAUGCUUUGAAGGAAGAGAUAGAUAAAGUGCGAUUGGAGAACGAUUAUCUUAAGAGCAAGCAAAACGAACUAAAAGCAAAACUUGAAGAAGAGAAGCAGACGAUUCAGGAGCAAAACAACGCUCUACAUCGCGAAAUAGAUUCGAUGAAGAACAGCAACCAGAAACGUUUGCUAGAGCAUGAGACGUUGAUAAAAAAGGUAAACGAAGAGAAACAAUCAGUCAGUAAAAAUGCUACCGAUUUGGAGAAAAAGUUGGAAAACUACGAAGAGAUCAAAAUCGAAAACGAGUACCUCAACACAUUGAUCAAACAGCUGGAGGGAGAGCUGCACUCAGUAAAGGAUGAGAACUCCAAACUACAGGCGUCUGCGUUAGCCAAAGAAACGGAGGUCAAUACAAUGAAGGCUAAAAUAGGCCAGAAUGAGCAGAUAGUUGAGGAGAAGGAUCAAGAGAUUAAGAAAUUGAUCAAUGAGUUUGUGGGUAAAGAACACGAAAUGAAGGCAAAGAUAUUAACGCUGGAGCAUGGCAAGAGCGAAGCGGAAAAACGCUUAGCAGAAACGUUGAAUAAUCAUAGCAAGAGUAGCGAUGAGCUUAAAGCAGAAAAGGUUAAACAUAGUGAAUUUGUUAAACGGACGGAUGAAGAAAAGCGUAGUCUGGAGAGCAAGUUGGACGAGGCUGUACGAACGCAGGAGCAACUCAGUGGCAAACUAGAACAAGCGCAGGCCGCACUGGAGGAAGCAGCAACGAAAGCAAGUACUCUGAACGAACAAGAGACGGCUGAUUUACGGCAACAGUUGAAAUCAAGCAUUGAAGAAUGUGAACGGUUGCAAAAGGAGUCGCUAGUCAAUCGCGAGUUGCAGCUGGAAAAUGCUAACUACGCUCGUGAUUUAGAUGAACUCAAAAGUGAGUUAAAUACUGCAAUGGCCGAAAAGUUCGGACUGGAGCAAGAGAAUGUGCAAUUAAAGGAGAAAUUCAAUUCAUUUAGUGCCGAAACGGAGGAGAAUAUUCGGCGAUUCCAAGCGGAAAUUGAGCAAUACAAAGAACAGCAACCACAGCGUGGCGAUAAUGGUGAGGAAAAGAGUCGUGCAUUUGACGAAUUGCACAAUAAAAAGGAGGAACUGGAGAACAAAUUGAAAAAGAUCAUGCACGAGGUGCAAGACGUAUCGAACAGAAACUUAUUCCUUGAACAAAAGUGUGAAAAUUAUCUUAUCCUGGAGCAGUCGAACGAACGGUUGAAGCUGCAGAACGAGAAGCUUUCCCGUCAGUUGGACGAAACCUUGGUUUCAAUGCAUCAUAGUGAAGGUAUAGCAGCCAACACCGAAUUUGAAUACUUAAGGAAUAUUCUAUUCCAGUAUCUCAGUGGUAACGUGAGUGGUAACAGUUCGACGCUAGUGAAGGUGAUAUCAGCUGUUCUGAAGUUCUCUCCUCAGCAAACACAGGUCGUACUGGAGAAGGAAGCGCACCGGAGGUCGCUGAUGGGACAGAUUAAUAAUCUUCUAUAGCAGGAAAAGUCGAGUGCUGUACACCAGCAGCUGCUACAACCUCGUACUACUCACUAUCGGUACUAUUAGGCUAAAAGAGACAGGAACAUUUGUUCGUUUGGUUGUAAAUUUGGUUGAUGGUUUGUAUGAACACCGGUCGUUCCAUUGAUGUUGUGAUGGUUGUCUGAAAUUGGACAAAACUAGGCUUACGGCACACUGCGAGAAUGAUUCGGUCUCAAAAGUAGCAUAAAAGAUGAAUCGAAGUCAAUGAUUCGAACUGAACCGACUAUAAUACAUGGCAAUGUGUUCACCAAACAACAUUUAGUAAAUUUUUCCCACCCUUCAGUUUUAGUAUGGGUAGUUACCAGGCAGGAACAAAGCAAAACACGAAUAGUGUGGCGUAAUUUGAAUAUUUAAACUUUGAAGCGAGUAGCAAACUUUGAGAGCCAAUCUAUUAUUUUCUGCUAGAUAUAAACCAGGAAGUAGUUAUCUUCCUCUCAGAAUAAGGUGUAUUAGCUAAUGCGAAUAACAAAUACUAGCGUUUCAACAAGUGGCAGCCCUGACGGUGCUGCCUAUUUUAUGAGAAUCAACUAUUUCGAUUGUCGCUCACAACUAACAGAUAGUGGUAUUUAACUCAUUUGAGUAGAAAGCAAACUAGGUAACAUUUGUUCAUGAACACUCUAAGAAACUCUUUAGCUAAAGUAGCUUCAUAGGCAAAUCACAAGCUUUAGAAAAUAUAGAUCCAAUUGGCCGGAUAAAAUCGCGGAAUUCCGCCGAAGCACGCACUGAAUGAAUUAUUGUCAGUGCUGUGUUUGAAUGCCUCAAGUUUUAAAUUGUAUUCUUCUGUAUACUGAAUUAGGCUUAAAGUUGCUUGUCAUGAUGAAACCAUUAAUUCGUUGUGCAUUUUUAUCCGUCUUUGACCUCAAUUUUUGUAUUUAUGUUAUAUUUAUGUUAUUAUCCGUUGUCUAAUGCUUUUAAAACUAAACCCAUUUCGUAUAUUUUUGAUUAUUUGUGGUUGCUAUGGGCAGGAAUAUUCUCUCCGAUGAAAGCUUAUUUGUACUUCCUCCUUCUUUCUGUGAACUCCAAGUAAAGUAGAUGUAUUCCGGAAGUUUUCACGUUCGAAUUAUCAACGGAAAGAGUACAGUUUAUUUUUUCAAAUCGGAAAGAAAUUAUUGCUCAAAUGGUUGAUUUCCAAAGUCAGCGUCUGAUUUGUAGUGCAAAUUCAAAGAAAAAAAAAAUACAAGAAUCGUUUUGAAUUUUUCGAAAACGUUCAUCUUGAUACUAGUUUUUAAAUUAACCUUCACAGUAAACUGGCUUUGUCUAGCAAAAUAACAUCACGCCUUACGCCAGCUUCUCCACAGAUCGUCGUAUUUCUGGUUAUUAUUAAUCAUUGAUUUGCUUUAAACACAAACUAAGUUUUCCAUUCUACGUGAUUUUUUAACCACAACUCUUCGUGUCUAUUGAAAAGCUUAGUUUAUAAAGAUAAAAAAUGUUUUAUUGUCACAAUUAACAAUACAAUUGAUUGUUUUUUUUUAAAUUAUUCUACAACACAUUUUGCUCACAAUUGAUAUGUCUGUUGUUUGUCACUUUUCAGUUUGAGACGAGAGCAAAGAAAUUCUCUAUCGCUAGAGCAUGUAAAAAAAAAAGAAGAAACAUAAGCAAGUCUACCCUUACGUUACGAUCCGUAGCUUACAGUUUAAGUAUCAUUUAAAGUUAAGAGUUUAUCUAGCAACAAAAUGCAGUUAAAUCGAUCAAUUUUAAAUUGAUGAAAACUUUAUCAGUUUUUUUACAGCAGAAAAAAAUAUAUAGAAAACUAAUACAAUCACAAUUAAAAAUUU